AUGACAAAAUAUUUCGGGCUAACCGGAACGAAGCUACAUUCGGCCGUCGCUAUGGUUGCCGGCAUCGGCUUCGUGCUGUUUGGCUAUGAUCAGGGUGUGAUGGGUGGUCUCUUGACUUUGGAUACCUUUGUGGAAACUUUUCCCGAGAUGGACACCGUGGGCAAGUCUCUCACGGCCGCGCAGAAAUCUUACAACUCCAGCGUUCAAGGCGUUGUAAUUGCUAUCUACGAGAUUGGAUGCAUGUUCGGCGCACUGGGCACUCUGUGGGCAGGCGAUAGAUACGGCCGUCGGAAGGUGGUGUUUGGUGGUGCCAUAAUUAUGUGCAUCGGAGCGACAAUCCAGUGCGCUGCAUUUGGUCUCCCACAGUUUGUCACGGGCAGAAUUAUCACAGGCAUAGGAAAUGGAUUCGUGACUGCGACGGUGCCGAUGUGGCAGUCCGAGUGCGCCAAACCAAAACGAAGAGGAGCCAUGGUGAUGAUUGAAGGAGUCUUGAUCGUCUUUGGCCUGGCAUUCUCUUAUUGGCUGAACUUUGCGUUCUACUUCAUCAACAACCAGGUGAAUUGGCGGUUCCCGAUCGCUUUCCAAUGUGUGUUUGCCGGCAUUUUGAUUGCAUUCAUCCUCUCAAUGCCAGAAUCACCGCGCUGGCUCAUCAAGAUGGGACGAAACAGUGAGUCAAGAGCUGUUUUCGCUGCUCUUGAAGGUCUGCCUGUCACCGACCCCGUGAUCGAGAUGCAUGUCCAGAGUGUCUGUGUGGGACUGGAACAAGAGCAAGGAAGCCGGAUUUCUCUCAAAAUGAUCGGCACACAGGGCCGUAAGAAGCACUUUCACCGGUCAAUGCUAGCCAUAUGGAGUCAAGCAAUGCAACAAUUAUCCGGAACAAACCUCAUCACAUACUAUGCCACAACCAUCUAUCAAGGCUCCAUUGGCCUUAGUGCGGUAAACGCUCGCAUUGUCGCCGCGUGCCAAAAUACCGCCUAUAUGUUUGUUGCUUGCGUUGCAAUCUUCACCAUCGAACGAAUCGGUCGACGAAAGCUGCUUAUGAUUGGAUCCGCCGGUCAAAUGUCAUCGAUGGUUGUCUUGGCGGGAACUAUUUGGGCCACUGGUAAAGGAAACACGGACGCUGCAAUUGUCGCCUCUUUCUUUAUCUUCGCUUUCAACGCAUCCUUUGCUCUGGGGUGGCUUGGCAUCCCCUGGUUGUAUCCUGCAGAGAUUGUGGGCUUGGAGAUUCGAGCUACGGUCAACGGCCUUAGCACGGCUACUGAUUGGGUUCUGAAUUUCAUGGUGGUGAUGAUUGCUCCAGUGGCAUUCAACAGCAUUGGAAUUUAUACCUACGUGAUAUUCGCUGUGAUGAACGGUCUCAUGUUGUUUGUGGUGUACUUUCUCUAUCCAGAAACGGCCAAUCGAUCUUUGGAAGAGAUCGAUGAGAUUUUCGAAAAUUCCAACCCGUGGACACCAUGGGAUGUUGUGAGCAUCGCGCAUGGAUUGCCAAUUAUGCACGGGAAUGUGAAUGAUGCCGAAAGUCGUUCAGCGGUCAAGCAAUAUAUGGGAGAGAAGGAAAAUGAUUCCUACGCAGGGACAUCGCACUUUACGGAGACCGUUGGAUAG
This is a messenger RNA of Penicillium robsamsonii, 1605 nucleotides long. RefSeq names its product sugar porter family MFS transporter. The coding region runs from base 1 to 1605 and encodes 534 amino acids. Gene Ontology annotation, cellular component: membrane. The transcript has 2 exons. The record is from RefSeq and is a predicted model, not a curated record. NCBI's taxonomy places the organism in Eukaryota, Fungi, Ascomycota, Eurotiomycetes, Eurotiales, Aspergillaceae. Gene Ontology annotation, molecular function: carbohydrate:proton symporter activity. Gene Ontology annotation, biological process: carbohydrate transport; transmembrane transport.